CGCCAUCCUUUUUCCACCCAUCAUCCUAUCCCCCUUCUCCAUUUCUCCCCGAUUUAUUGUUUCCCCCCCUGACUAUACUUCUUUUACUUUCUACCUACUGACUACGUAGUUGGACGUCAGCUGCUUUACCAAGAUGGGGUUUGCAUCCAAGAUCGCCGGCAGUCAAAACCCACCACCCAACAACAUGAGCGCCAACAGGCCCGGCGUUUAUGGAGGCGCACCUCCGACAGGCUAUGCUGGAGGCCCUCCAGCUGCACUGCAGCCUGGCAACAAUCCUUCUUCUAGUGGUAAUCCUCAACAGCAACAACCCCAGUAUCAGGCUUAUCAAGGCUCCCCUGCACCAUCUGGUGGUCCGGGCCCCUCCUACCCCCCGCAAAAUGCACCUUACCCCGGCGGACCUGGUGGACCGGGAGCGCCAUACGGUGCCCCGGGAGGUGCUCCUCCCGCCGCCCGCGCAUCCGACCAGCAAAUCGCUGCCUACAGACAGCUCUUGAUCGGAACUAUCCAGGAGAAACAUAUCCAGAGCUUCUGGCCCCCAGAGAGACUGGAUCGAUUGGUUCAGACGCUGGCCAACGAAGCGCCAGGAAAGGUCAACAAGCUGAUGCACGAACUCCGUGUGCCCCAAGAGGUGGCUAUGGACAUAAUGAAACUGUCUCUGUUCGACGUCAUCCUCUAUGUGGAUGACAGCGGCUCCAUCGAAUUCGAAGAGCGCGGCGUCAGGAAGGAGCAGCUGGUGCAGAUCAUUGAGAUUGUUGCUGCUGCUGCGUCUACUUUCGAUGACGAUGGCAUUUCGGUACGGUUCAUGAACAAUGCGGAGCAGGGCGAUGGAAUCCGCAACGCAGAUGAUGUUGGCCGCCUUGUUUCGCGCGUCCGCUUCCAAGGCCUUACUCCCCUGGGAACCAGCUUGCGCAACAAGGUCCUUGAUCCCAUGGUUGUGGGCCCGGCCAGAGCAGGUCGCCUGCAAAAGCCAGUUCUUGUCAUUACCAUCACGGAUGGGCAACCCGCCGGAGAGCCUCUUGACAGCGUCUCUAGCUCUAUCGGCUACGCCGUGAGUGAGGUCGCUCGGACUCAAUAUGGACAGGGUGCCAUUUCUUUCCAAUUCUCGCAGGUGGGCAAUGACACCAAGGCUCGGGAUUUCCUUGCCUCGCUGGAUGAAGACCCGAGAAUCGGCUCGUUGAUUGAUUGCACUUCCAACUUUGAGGUCGAACAGGAUGAAAUGUCACGCGCUGUGCCACCCGUGUACUUGACACGUGAACUCUGGUGCGCUAAAUUGAUGCUUGGGGCUAUUGAUUCCUCGUACGACACCAAAGAUGAGAAGGCCGCUGGCAGAGCUGGUGGACCCGGUGCUCCCCCGCCUGGACCUCCUUCUGGGCCUCCCGGAGGAGCUCCCCGGGGAGGACAGUACGGUGGUGGCUACAGUCAACCCGGAUAUCCCCCUGCUCCCAGCUACGGUCAACCUCAGCAGGGCUACGGCGCUAACCCAGGCUACGGCCAGGGCUACGGUCAAGCCCCCUACCAGAGCCAGGGUCAGGCACCAGCACCGGGAUAUGGCCAGCAAUACGGUGGUGGAUAUGGUGCACCCUCUCCUCACCCCAACCAGCCUGGAUAUGGACAGUCCUCUGGCGCGCCACGAGGCUACUCCCCCUACCAGGCACCCCAGCCGCCCAGGUACUGAUAGACCACAUUCGCUUGUCUAAUGAGACGGAAUUGCAAGGCAGGAGUGCCAAUGUGAACUCUCUUCUUAUCCUUAAUGAUUGUUGUUUUCUUCGGACGUUAGCAGGCAGAAUCUCAUAGGCGGGAGAACAUGGCUGGCAUGGCGGGCUAGGAGAAGGGCACGGAUAGACCCAAUUACACGAUUAGUUUAUUUGUAAAGCAAAAUUGAGCAAUGGAAUAAUGAUGCUUCCGUGAC
Molecule: messenger RNA, 1909 nt
Organism: Aspergillus vadensis CBS 113365
Lineage: Eukaryota; Fungi; Ascomycota; Eurotiomycetes; Eurotiales; Aspergillaceae
Gene: rfeF
Product: putative transcription factor RfeF
Exons: 6
Coding region: 134-1675 (513 amino acids)
Source: RefSeq, a predicted model, not a curated record